AUGAUGAGGAGUGAUAUUAGAAGAUGCCGUCGGUGCAAAAGAAAGAGAUUGGAUGAUGAGCCCAUGGAGGUGAGGCAAUUUAAAACGUGUGCCAAGUGCAGGAUUAUAGAGAGAAACAAAAAGAACCUGCGCAAACCACUAGCUAAGGAAACUAUGCUCUAUGGGUUGAAACAGUUUAGGGAACAACAAUCCACUGAGAACUACAUUGAAGAGGAGGGAUUACUAAAGGAUGAAUUUUUCAAACGAUAUCAUAAUAAACCGUUCAAUUAUGACGCCGAGAUCACCAAACUUAUGAGUGACCCCAACUACGAGCCGCCAGUUAUUACAAACCCCACUGAUGAAAUAAUUGAGUCGUCGGAUGUUACAUCGCCGGGGGGAACAAGGUAUCAGGUGACUAUACGACGUGAUGAUGGAGGUUCACCUACUAGAGCCAGAGUGCCCCGAGCUGAAAAGAUUAGAAAGCCAAAACAAACUUACAAGAAGAAUAAUGCUGUACCAUAUAAUCUGGUGCGUCAGCAAGUCAACUCAUACAUCAUGCGGCACCCCGCUGCUGCUGCUACUGCUACUACUACUACUACUACUACUACUACCCAGCCCAUUGUGAGCAAGAUUGAUGAAAAAGCGCAACUUGUUGCAGAGUUGCUCGCCUUGGGAAAUGGACUUCAAGCAGAGCCUGUUUCAGAUCAUGCAAACCCGUACCGAUUUGCCAACGUAUACUCCAACUUUGAGCAAUACUUGCAAAAAGUUCUUGAAUUGAAAUCGUCAAAGAAGAACAUAACCAACUUGGUAUUGCUAAAAGAGUUUCCCGACACUUUUGCACAGGAAAUGUCAAAGUACCACGCUGAUGCUUCAAUCGGCGAUCGUAAUUCUGAGUAUCUUGCACUUAGUGAGAGACAAUCGCGAAUGAAUUUAUUGAGCAACUUGAAGGCCUUGUAUGUUGACCCAAUCAUUGCCUCAACUUCGUUGCCGUUUGAGCAAAAAUCAAACAACCUACACGAUUAUAGCUACCUGAGUGAAUUGAGGUGCUAUUACCAGUACAAGGAUGUUCCCGGAGCGACAGCUGAUACAACUGGCCUUGUGAAUUCUUCCAUUAGUCUUGCUUACUAUAAAAAGUACAAUAUUUUGACAAUAAAGUUCAAUUUGUCAACCAUUGACAAGACUAGUCAAUAUCCAGAUGCGCUAAGGGUUGCAGUUAUGGAGUCAGUGCAGAAGGUGAAUGCAAGUAUUGGCGAUGCUAGCGUUUCGCUAAAUAUACCAGAGUUGGUGUUUAAGGAGUUGAAGAGUAGACGUGACGCAUUGGACAGUGAAGUAAGGGCAUAUAUUGAUGACUUGAGUUUGGAAAAGUUUAGUGACGUUUUUGCUGAAAUUAGUGGAGAAGUAGCUUCCGCUGAAGUUGGGGAAUUGGAGGAAGAUCUUGUGGAAAGCGAUGAUGAGGUUGAAGCAGGUAUCGGCGAAAUUUUAGAGGGUGAUAAUGAUGAUGAUGAGGAGGAGGUGGACGAGGAAGUAGAAGAGGGAGUAGAAGAGGAAGAGGGAGUAGAAGAGGAAGAAGAAGGAGUAGAAGAGGAAGAAGCAGAAGAAGAGGGAGUAGAAGAGGAAGAUGAUGACAGUGAUGAUGACGAAAUCACCGUCAAUGAGGUUCAUGAACAGGGUGUACUGGAAUCAGGGAACGAAGUUGGGGGAGAAGAACUGACGUUUCUCAAAACGGUGAGCGAAGCUGUGACCAACUCUGGUUCGGAAGUUGCUGUUGAGAGUUUGGAUCCCAUUUUAAAGCUGUAG
Lodderomyces theae is the source of this 1776-nucleotide messenger RNA. RefSeq lists its product as uncharacterized. The transcript has a single exon. The record is from RefSeq and is a predicted model, not a curated record. NCBI's taxonomy places the organism in Eukaryota, Fungi, Ascomycota, Pichiomycetes, Serinales, Debaryomycetaceae. Bases 1 to 1776 code for a protein of 591 amino acids.